AUGCUGCCACAGUCGGAAGUACUCUGGCAACACCUUCGAAUGGUAUCACUGAACUGCCGCCUCGCCCAACGCGCCCUCGACUCUUUGUAUGCCACGUACGGAAGCUACCUCGGCACGGUUCGAGACGACGCCCAGUUGUCGGAGCUGACCCGCAUCCUGUGCGCCAACACCGCGAGGCCGUUCUCGGAGAAUGAAGCCGAUCCCGAGAAGUGGGUGGCCCAAUUCACUGGAACGAACAUAAGAUGGGAGACGCUCGGGAUACUUUACAUUUACUGGGAGCUGAGCUCUAGGAACAACCACCUCGUUCGCCCAGAGACCAAGCCGCCUCCGCCAGGGGGUCGAGUCGCUGCGUUUCGGCAACGAGAUGUGUACAGAAAAUGCAUCAAUGACUGCCAAGCCUUGGCGAGACGAGCUACAGAGGUCGGCAAUACUCUGCUGCUGUAUGUGUACUGGAAGCGUACGAUUGUUGCGUCUAUUGUGUCCGGGGAUACUAGUCUGUCAUGCUGGAUGUACAACGGUGAAGCAGUCUCUCUAAUGACCUUCCUCGGUCUACACGUCAACUCAAAUAAAGGCGUUUACAAGCCAACAUUGGCAAGCGAAAUCAAGAGACGGCUCGUAUACAAGAUUUUCGUGAUCGACAAGGUUGUCUCUUCGAUAACGGGACGGCCUCCUCUGCUUAGCCGACGUUACAUGCUAACACCCCCGCCGCUGGAUCUCAAGGACGAUUACCUGGUGGCAGACGAGGAGACGCUAACGCGGGCGGUUGCUUCUCUAGAUAGCAAUGGUUACAACACGGACGGAGCAGCUUACUCCAUUACGUUCUGGCGGGCUCGCGCCCAGCUCAUGAUCAUUCGAGACGAGAUAUUCGAGAUCUCGCUUGGUGUUGAGGGGGCUACGUCUGCGGAGACUCUUUAUGCUUUGAAGAGUAGAGAACUACAGGCCGCAGCAGACAUGCCGUCGGUUCUGCAGUUCAGGGAGGCGGAUGUGCGAGACCCCGACGUCAGUACCGACAUGCUCUACCCCAGAAUCCUCAUGCGCCUGGAGCAUCUCCAAAACUUGUUCUUCAUAGAACGACUCUUGUGCCGCCACGGUUGUGCCAACGAGAAGGAUCUUCUCGCCGUGAGCUACGACUUGACCACCACCACCAUGCUUUUCUGGACGAACAUGGAUGGUCUCGCCAUGGUGUACGAGGAUUUCAAGUGGUUGAAAGACACUUACGCGCCUUCCAAGGUUAUGGCAUAUGCAGCCCCUGGCGGAGGAAUCCUCUGUCUCGAGCUCCUGAAACCGACUGUUACCCUCAACGAACCUAAUGGUAUCACUAGUGCCAAUGGCGAGAGUGUCACCCGGUCUAGCAUCGUUCAGCUGCUCAGUCUGCUUGUUGGGUUCCUAAACUGGGUCAGUCCAAAGGAGGCAAACGGCAACAUCUGCGCCAACUGCAAGAUCAUUGUGCAAAGGGUGUUGGAUCAGGUGCUCAAUGUAGCGCCUAGCCGGGAUGACCCGUUGGCUGAUUUCUUGGAAUGGGAUUUCUCGACACAUUUGGACUUCAACUUUGAUUUGCUGGACACGUUUGAGUGGACACGACCGGAGUUUUCAUGGACGGACUUGCCUCCUUAA
This is a messenger RNA of Colletotrichum chrysophilum, 1614 nucleotides long. RefSeq lists its product as uncharacterized. The coding region runs from base 1 to 1614 and encodes 537 amino acids. The transcript is spliced from 5 exons. Lineage: Eukaryota; Fungi; Ascomycota; Sordariomycetes; Glomerellales; Glomerellaceae. The record is from RefSeq and is a predicted model, not a curated record. Gene Ontology annotation, biological process: DNA-templated transcription. Gene Ontology annotation, molecular function: DNA binding; zinc ion binding.